UUUGCUAAAAACGUCAUCACUUUGUGUGAAAAUUAUCAGCGUUAAACAGACGACUUGCUAAUGGAUGGCUAUGGACGAAGAAAGCAAAUCUUCUUUAAAUUGCGAUUUAUUGAAAAAUCUAAGUCAUAAAAAGAGGAAAGCCUUGUUAAAGAAGCUAAAGCGAAAAGAAAAAAGACAGGCUUUAGCAAAGGAGAGAGAUGCACAUCUGGAAAAAGAGGAGUCGUUGCACUGUAAUUCUCCAAGUUAUGAAGCACGCAAGGAGCAUGAGGAGACAGAACUACAGGCAGCCAUAUUGGCUGCGGAGGCAGAGUCGCACAGACAGAGAGAGCUCUGGGAAUGGCAUGAACAGAGGUUUAUGGAGCAGUUAAAAUUGAAAGAAGAACAAGAGGAAAGAGAACGCCAGCAGAAAGCAGAAAUAGAGCGCAAAAUCAAAGAAGAAUGGGAGGAAAGACAGAAGAAAGAAAAGAAAGAAGAAGAAGAUAGGAGACAGAAAAAAGAACAACAGGAUGAACUUCUACGACAGGCAAGGCAAGCAGAAAACAAGGAUUCUGAUUGGUCCAACCCCCUUGGUCCAGUGAAUUAUGGGAAGGAGAGGCAACAAGAGACAUGUCCUUUCUUCUCCAAGGUCGGAGCUUGUCGGUUUGGGGAAAGGUGUUCGAGGGCCCACCCAUUCCCUGAAGAGAGCUACACAGUGAUGUUUUCUGGCAUGUUUCGACAUUUCCAGCUCGACCAGGGCCUUUGUGAAGAAUAUGACACAGAUAUUGUCUUGGAGUAUGAAGACAGUGAAGUUUACCAGAAGUUCCGGGAGUUUUACGAAGACACACUGCCCGAGUUUCGCACUGUGGGGAACGUGACACAGUUUAAAGUGUGCUGUAACUACCAGCCCCAUCUGCGGGGGAAUGUUUAUGUCUCUUAUAGCAGAUCAGAGUGUGCAGGGCAGGCGCUGGUCUUGUAUAACGCUCGCUGGUACGAGAGUCGUCAGAUAUCCGGACAGCUGGUGGAUAUCCCAUCCUGGCGUAGGGCCAUUUGUGGUUUAUUUGGAAGAGGGAAAUGUCCAAAAGGCAAAGAGUGUAAUUUCCUACAUGUUUUCAAAAAUCCAAAUGGAGAAUUCAAUAUGGCUGAUAGAGACAUGGAAGCCUAUACACCGAGAGAUAAUCAACCUAGCAACAGAGGCUACAGAAGGUCAAGGUCGCCUGAAAGGUCACACAGGUCAAUGUCAAGGUCAUCUAGGUAUUCUCACAGAAGGUCAAGAUCACGAGAAAGGAGCUACUCAUCCAGAAGUCAAUACUCUCACAGGAGGUCAAGGUCAAAGUCUAGAGAAAGUACUGCAACUCAUGACCAAUCCAAAAGGUCAAGGACUAGAAACAGGUCCAGAUCUAAAGACAGAGCAAGCUCGUAUCUGAGGUCAAGAUCUAGGUCAAAGGGUAAAAGAUCUAGGUCAAGGUCUCUUGAAAGAGAUUCACAUAAAAGAUCUAGAAAGUAUGGACUUAAAUUGGAAAGAAAAAGGUCUCAUUCAAAAGACAGGAAUGAAAGGUCAAGAUCUACAGAAAGAAAUUUUUCAAAGGUUAGAAAGAAGUCAAGGUCACAAGAAAGGAAAAAUGGUGGCAAUGAAGGACAUGAAAGACACUCAUCGUCUAAUUCAGAGGAUGAAAUUGAAAAUGGAACCAGUAAUGGUAAAUCUAGAAGAAGAAAAUCAAAACAUAAAAAGUUUAAAAAACACAAACAUGGAGAUGUUAAUACAGUGAGUGUGGAUAAUAUUGAAAAUUAUGAAAACAGUUUUGAAGAGGGAGAGUUUGUUUGGGUAGAAAAAGCAACGAAAUGUUGAUUAGUUUGAGUUGAGGCACUGUGCAGUUUGCUGUUGCACUUGUUUUCCUUUAAAAUGGCUUAUAUAAAUGUGUUUUUUUUAUUAACAUACUACACCUGUUCAAAGGACAGCUGAAUAUUAAUCAUAUUAUUUACUAAAAGUUCCAUCAAGGUGUUAUGUCUGGUUUUUAAAAUUACUAUGACCACAUGGGUCUUUGUUCAAUUUUGACCCUGUGUGAAAACUAUCUGAGGUGCAUGUGCAUGUAUGGCAAUAUUAAUGGGACUCUUUUACCUAUAAAAUGUGAACAAAAAAACUUUCUCUUUGCCUCUCGAGAAGGUCACUAGAACUGGUUUCUAUCCAGGAAACAGGAUUGAGAGUGAAACAUAGCGGUUUAAACCUGUCCUUACAAUAAAGCUGAAAUGAAUAAGUAAUUGUAAUACUUCAUAGUUACGUAACUGGACAUUUCAUCAUCGUCAUGGAGUAUUGUGUGCUAGAAAAAUACAUUUGAUAAUGGCUGUUGCUAAAGCAAAUUAACAUUAAUGGUUAUUGUUAAUUGAAAUUUAACAUUAACGGCUAUUCAUAUUAUAAAAUAUUUUCUCCAACUCAUUUAAGUGUGAUUGUGCAAAUGAUAAAUGUCUAUCAAUCGUACUAAUCAUGAAUGUGGUAAUCACAUAUCAACACAAAUAAAACAGGCUACAUUUCCUCUUCUGUGU
Messenger RNA from Mya arenaria, 2517 nucleotides. RefSeq names its product U2 small nuclear ribonucleoprotein auxiliary factor 35 kDa subunit-related protein 2-like. Gene Ontology annotation, molecular function: pre-mRNA 3'-splice site binding; metal ion binding. Gene Ontology annotation, biological process: mRNA splicing, via spliceosome. The transcript has 11 exons. The coding region runs from base 65 to 1825 and encodes 586 amino acids. The record is from RefSeq and is a predicted model, not a curated record. Gene Ontology annotation, cellular component: spliceosomal complex; U2AF complex. Lineage: Eukaryota; Metazoa; Mollusca; Bivalvia; Myida; Myidae.